Parnassius mnemosyne (clouded apollo) is the source of this 348-nucleotide messenger RNA. The record is from the annotation of a GenBank genome assembly. NCBI's taxonomy places the organism in Eukaryota, Metazoa, Arthropoda, Insecta, Lepidoptera, Papilionidae.
AUGAGUAACCUAGCAAGAAAUUUAUUUAACCAGCUGAAAAGCAAGGAAUUCAGAGAAUAUUUGAUGAGUACUCACUUCUGGGGUCCCGUGGCAAAUUGGGGCAUACCAUUGGCGGCUAUUGCAGACACACGGAAAGAUCCUGUAUUUAUAAGUGGCAAAAUGACAUUUGCUCUCUCACUAUACUCGCUUAUGUUCAUGAGGUUCGCUUGGAAGGUGCAGCCGCGCAACUUGCUUCUGUUUGCGUGCCACUUCACGAACGAAUGCGCACAGCUGACACAAGGCGCGAGGUUCAUCAACUACCAUUACAUACAGGGUGGCGAGAAGAAAGAAAAGAAAGAAUCCUCAUAG